CGCUGAGUGUGAGUGAACGAGUGAAUGGCAGGGGGCGGAUGCUUUCAGGUGGUCCACGCGUGGUACGCUCAUAUGCUUUCAUUUGGGACUGAUGGAAUGAGCGCGACCGAAUAGGAUCCGAUUCCAGCGCCACUGUGAAAGACAUGAUAGCCUACGGACUUGGUUGGGGAACUUUCGGAAUCGGACAAGAGAAAGGUGCUUUUGUCGUGAUGGGAAUAUAACGUUGAAAAUAUGAAAAUACGAGAUGAUACCUGGUGCGUGUCGGUUUAACAUAAUUAUAGAGACUUGAGUGACUUUCCAUGGCUUUAUAUAAUUCCGCUGGGACCUCUGAGGUGGAAAAAACGAUGUCCACAUAUGAGGAUCUGGGUGCGUUCUAUGUGGAUACCGAUGGCUAUCCACAUGGCUAUAUAUUUGGAUAUACCAGUCAUCUAAUGCGAAGAAAAGCUCAGGUUGUUGAGGGAGAGACCCUGAUAUCUCUGGGAGUCAAAGCAAGGAGGAGGCUUCAGUCGGCGCCGGUGGAGGAAGUCGAAUGCGGCGGCCGGCCGAACCCUGAGGGCGCUGGGUCAGUGUCUGUGACGGAGUUGAGUCACUACGGGGAAAAGGGAGAAGGCGAGGGGCCCUUGUGCCAACGAUGCCAGAUCAUCGCUACAGAGCUGAACAGGCAAGCGCUUGCUUUGGCCGAUCCUGCGUCCCUGAAGGACCCGGGCUUCGCCGUGUUCCUGUUCGACAAGCUCCAGCACCUCCAGUGUCCACAUAGGGGCCCGUAUGCUAGAGAGGACAGCACCUGCCAGGUCUGUGGCACUGCCCUCCACCAACUGAGACGCCUGGCCCUGCAGAAAGCCUUGGGCCUCACCGGAGACAUGCCCGACCUGCAUCCUGGAGCCUUCUCCUCAGGGCUGACCCCCCGCCCUGCCGCCCACAGCGUGGUCACCCUACCCUGUCAGGACUGGUCCAUGGAGGACUCGCCAGCCAAGCAACCACCCAGGUUCUAUGAUCAGAUUCCUGGGGAAAGGUUCAGGGGGGGACUCCAGGGUUGGGGUGGGAUCCAGAGCAGCUACAUGGGAGGGUCCAAGUCCACGGUGAAUCCCAUACCACAGCACUUUCUGGAGGGAGUGUGGAGAGUCUCUCGUGUCAGGAGGGAUCAUCAUCCUCAUUCUGCUAUGACGCAGGGCUUGGCUCCUGACCCAUACAGGAACUACAUGCCCAUUGCCCCUGGGAGCCCCAUCUACGACUAUGCCACCAUCACUCCUACCGUACACCAGCCCCAGCCCACCCCCACCCAAACCAGCCACACACCCUCCGCUGCAGCCUCGUUCUUCAUCAGGGCCGCCCAGAAGCUCAGCCUCUCGUCCAAGCGGAAGAAGCCCCAGCAACCUCAGCUCCAGUCUCCACCCGAACCUGCCGAGCCCCUGGUCUACACAGGUGGCUUCAGCGGCGCCCUGCAGCUGUCCCCACCUGCCGUGCCGCCAUGCCUCCUCCGGGCCGGUUCAAAGGUCAAGGACACCCCGGGGAUGGGAAAGGUCAAAGUGAUGGUACGCAUCUGCUCUGCCCAGGGCUCCAGCAACACCUCGGAGUCCAGGUCAUUUCUUAAGGUGGAUGCCCGCAAGAAGCAGCUCACCCUCUGCGAAACGUCCGCUAACUGCCACUCCAGUGCUGCCCAGAGGCGCGCCGCCGCAGCCGCCCCCAAGAUGUUUGCUUUCGAUGCUGUUUUCUCCCAGGAUGCAUCACAAGCUGAGGUGUGCUCGGGGACGGUGGCGGAGGUCAUCCAAUCGGUGGUGAACGGUGCAGACGGCUGCAUCUUCUGCUUAGGCCAUGCCAACCUCGGUAAGACGUACACCAUGAUUGGUCGGGACUGCUCCACACAGAGCCUGGGUGUGGCUCCCUGCGCCAUCUCCUGGCUCUUCAAGCUCAUCGAGGAACGCAAGGAGAAGGCCGGGGCACGCUUCUCGGUCCGCGUGUCCGCCGUGGAGAUCUCCGGCCGGGACGAGGCGCUGACCGACCUGCUGUCCAAUGUGUCCACAGGCAGCCUGCAGGAUGGCCAGUCUCCGGGGGUGUACCUGCGCGAGGACCCCAUCUGCGGGUCACAGCUACAGAACCAGAGUGAGUUGCGUGCGGCCACUGCAGAGCGGGCAGCCUACUUUCUGGACACAGCCCUGGAGGCACGAAGCACCAGCCGCCCUCACUGCGAUGAGGAGGAGAGGAGAAACUCCCACAUGCUCUUCACCCUCCACAUCUACCAGUACCGCAUGGAGAAGAGUGUCAAAGGAGGAAUGUCUGGCGGCCGCAGUCGUCUGCACCUGCUGGAUCUGGGCAGCUGUGAGACAGACAUACGUCGGACUCGGGAAGGAGGUGGAGGCCAGUGUCUGUCGCUCUCUGCUCUGGGAAACGUCAUCCUCGCCCUGGCCAAUGGGGCCAAGCACGUACCCUACAGGGAUAGCAAGCUCACCAUGUUGCUGAGGGAGUCUCUGGGCAACAUCAACUGCCGAACCACCAUGAUAGCACACAUCUCUGACUCACCAACCAAUUACAUGGAGACGCUCACCACUGUGCAGCUGGCCUCGCGUAUCCACCGCAUGAGGAAGAAGAAAUACAAGUAUGCAUCCAGCUCCUCUGGUGGUGAGAGUUCCUGCGAAGAGGGACGAAUCCGCAAGCCACACUUGAGACCCUUCCACCCACGAACCGUAGCUCUUGACCCCGAUAUGCCCACAUUGCUGUCCAGUGACCCGGACUAUUCAUCCAGCAGUGAGCACUCCUGCGACACGGUCAUCUACAUCGGGCCUGGUGGGGCCACCAUUUCAGACAGAGAGCUCAGUGACAAUGAGGGCCCACCUUCCUUUGUUCCGAUCAUUCCCUCGCUGAACAGGAAGCGCGGGAAAGACACCCAACGCCCGGAGGUGGAAUACUUCAAGUGUGACACGUUUGCUGAGCUCCAAGAGAGACUGGAGUGCAUUGAUGGCAGCGAGGGCCCAGCUGCCUUCACUGGGGAGGGCAAAGGGGCACAAAUAGCCCAAAGGACCAAUAGCCCAGAGGAGACUGUGUCCCCCAAGACUGUUAAAUCCCCCUCCCAAAAGCCUCUCGUUAGCACAACAACCACCAACACAGCUCCCGCUAAGUCUGAGCAGGAACAUUCCAAAUUGUCCUUAGAUGGAGGGGUCCCAGAGAGUCACAAACGGACAAGUGCAGAUGGGGAGAAGGUUCUGGCCUGCAUGGUUAAACCCAGCAUUUUGUUGCAAGACUCAGAGCCUGUGGUGCGAGAGAAGGUCUACCUCAACAAAGGGCCUACUGUACCUAAGCCUUCUGCCUCUCCUUCUUUGCCAAGAUCCUCCAGAACACCCUCUCAGGGCCAGGAUGCUAUCUGCCGUGCACCCCCUGUGGGCAUGAGUCAGCAGGCCCUAAGGCAAGGACAACAUGGGGGGUCACCGGUCCUGGAGAGGGCCCAUCAUGGCAGGAGUCCCAUGGAGAUGAGCCACCUUCGGGCAGCAUUGAGGGGCAGAUGCCUGGAGAGAGAUGUCCUGAGGACCACGAUCACCCUGCAGCAACCCGUGGAGCUGAAUGGAGAAGACGAGCUGGUGUUCACAGUUGUGGAGGACCUACCCAUAGGACUGGUUCCAGACAAUGGGCGGCCCUCCAGCAUCAUCAGCUUUAAUAGUGACUGCUCCCUUCAGGCCCUGGCCUCAGGCUCCCGUCCUGUCAGCAUCAUUAGCAGCAUCAACGAUGAAUUUGAUGCUUACACGGCUCAAGAGUGUGCAUCUGGGGUGAGCUCAGCCUCACAGGAGGAGAUGUUUGCCCAUCAUGGUAGCAGACAGUCUUCCAUUGGCUCCUGGCCGAGUGAAGUGAGCGUGUGCUCCCUGGAGAGCGACGGCACCCAUUCGACAAGUAGAUUCUUACAGAGGGCUAAGUGCGUGGUACCGGAGAACACCUCCAUAUUGUCCUCCCCUGGUAUAUUCCGUAGGGAGCCGUUCAUGCAGCAUGGUACCAAGAGCUCCCUAAAUGACAGUGGUGUCUGCUUCUCUGAGUUGGACAGUGACCCCGCCACCCCAAGCAAGCUCUCCCUAACUAAGUGCCCACCUUCUAAUGACUCUACCAAAGCAUCUCUCAGAGCAAACACUCUGAACACCUCAGCCUCUUCUCAGAUCCCACACCAUGCUGUUCACUCCAGUCUUCCCAGGAAAACCAAACCUACCUCAUCAGUUGCCCCAAGCUGCAGCAGGCAGGAAGGCAAGCAAGAUGAUCUCUGGUUGCGAGGGGGCGGCCAUUCGGAUUCUAGAGCGACUGAAUCCACUGUGGCGAGUAAGCCACCCAGAAACGGCGUGAGUGGCCUCCCUUCCAGGAAGCCGGGAGGAAACAGCAACAGUGUACCUCGACCGCCGAAAGCACAGGUAUCCUCCUCGACUCAGAGGGUGGUAGACGGUUGUGAGAAGUCCAGCAGCAAGAAAGCAGAGACCAUGAGCAGGAUGCCACAGCUCAGGCGAGGCGCCACCACUCUUGGCACAGUGUCAGUCCCCCACAGUUCCCCUGAAUCAAAAUGGGGCCGCGAUGGUAGUGGUAGUCUGAGAUUCUCCUCUUUGGGAAAGAAGGCAAAUGGACAGAAAAGCAGCAUGCUUCCAAAGUCCGGCUCUAUCUCUCCUCCUGCUCCACCUGUUCGCAAAUCAAGCCUUGAUCAAAAGACAAGGAUAGUCUUAUCUCCUAGUGCCUUAAGGGCAGCCAGCGACGCUGCAAGGUCCUCAUUGCCUAAAACAUCAGUAUCCGAGGAGGAAUUUGAUGUUCGAUACAGAGGGGAUUUGUUUAGCUACAAAACAUCCAGCUUGAAGGCUGACCAUGGCUCAGCUAAGACAGCGUCAAGCCUGAAGACACGAGGAGCCAAAGGCGAUUCUGGAAGGUACUAUGGUAGCCUAAUGUCCUUGGAGAGAAGUGACAGUCUAAACUCAGUGAGGUCCAGACCUGGCCUGUCGAGAGAGAAUAGUGGCAUUAGUUUAGGAGACAAUGGAAAAUCCAAUAGAUCAGUGCCAAAACUUGGGGUUCCCACCUCCACUACUUCCACAUCCACUGCUACCUCUCCACCUUCCUCUACCACGUUUGCGACGUCAAGCAAGUUGGGACAGCUCAAAGCUAAUGUCAACCCCAGGGCCAUAGUUGCCAGUGGAUCAAAGGCUAGAACCUUGUCUGCCAGCAGUUCCAAGACCCUUAACUACUCCACCAAAUCUGAUGAUGCGCCAACCGCACGCAAUGCCAGCCUACCUCCAACGGGGAAACCUCCAGCUCGUUCUUUGGCAGGGACCAAUGGUAAUGGCAAGCCGGGCAGGGGCACUAUCAUGGGCACCAAGCAGGCCAUCCGGGCUGCCAAUAGCCGAGUUAGUGAGCUUGUGGCGGGAAGCCCAAGGAAACAUCUAAGCAGGGGUUCAGGGGACAAUGCCAAUGAUAGCGGGGCAAGCGUCAGCGGGUCCCCUAUCAGCACGCCGCUGCCCUCGCCCUAUAGCAAGAUCACAGCCCCGCGGAGGCCCCAGCGUUACAGCAGCGGGCACGGUAGUGACAAUAGCAGUGUGCUCAGUGGGGAGCUUCCACCGGCCAUGGGGCGUACUGCGCUCUUCUACCACAGCGGGGGCAGCAGCGGGUAUGAGAGCAUGAUCCGGGACAGCGAGACCACAGGCAGUGCCUCGUCAGCCCACGACUCCAUGAGCGAGAGCGGGGUGUCCACGUCUAAUAGGAGUAGAGUGUCUAAAUCACCCAAGAAGAGAGGCAAUGGCCUCCAGCGGCGCCGUCUCAUCCCUGCUCCCCUGCCGGACACCUCCUCCCUGGGCAGAAAGGCUGGCGUACCAGGCCAGUGGGUGGACUUGCCCCCCUUGGGUGGGACCCUGAAAGAGCCCUUCGAGAUCAAGGUGUACGAGAUCGACGACGUGGAACGGCUGCAGAGGAGGCGAGAGGGUGCCACGGGGACAGAGCCAUUCCAGGAUGUGGAAAAGGGACUGCUGUACUUCAACGCAAGGCUGAGGAUGCUGGAGAAGAGGCAACAGCGGAUCAGGGAGCUGAGGGCCAAGCACGAAAGGUUGAGUGGGGAAUUGGAGGAUGCCAAGAGCAGGCUGAUGCUGGACCCUGGCAAGUGGACCGGAGAGUUUGAGGUGGACCCCGAUCUGGACAAAGAGUCCCAGGAGUACCUGGAGGCUUUGGAGCAGGCCACGGGCGAACUGGAGUACUGUGUCAACCUAUGCAAGUCGCAUGUCAUGAUGGAGACCUGCUUCGACAUCGUGGUGUCGGCGACCGCUGUCACACAAGGGGGGCAACAGAAAGGAGGUGUGGAGGUGUGAGAAAGCGAGAGCAAGUGAGAGAAAGUCGACGUGAAAGGGCAACGGAGCAAAACAAGCGCUUCAGAGCCUGAGAGACUGAUGAUAGAGUCAAAGGAGGAGAAAAGGUGGAUGGGAAAGAGGACUAACGUGAAAGUCAACCGGUGUAGGUUACAGAGGUUACCAUAUGAAUGGAUAAAGGACCAGAGGUGCAGGUGUGCUUACUUGUACAGUAGAGAAAGCCUGGCUUCGAUCAGAGUACAAUUAAAUGGAACUUUGGACAAACAUUCUACGUUUCCUGUGGGAGGAAGGAAAGAUCUAACCGAGGACGACCGAACACCUUUGUCACCAUCACCAGAAUGUGCCUUGAUCAGACUGAUUCCAAGGGAAUAUCAUUUUUUUCUGACCAGUGUUAGUCUUAAAAACCAGCUUACCCGAGCAAACUCUAAAUGUAUUCCUUAUGAGAAAAAUUGUAUUUUGUAUUGUAUUGUUGUAUAGUGUAUUUAUAUGAUUACAAAGUAUGUAAAAAAAAAUAUCUUUUUGGGUAUGAUGAAAAAACAAACCAUGAAUAAAAUGAGAGAAAAGCAAUAAGUUGAUCAUUAUUGCAUACCCG
Messenger RNA from Oncorhynchus kisutch (coho salmon), 6891 nucleotides. RefSeq names its product kinesin family member 26Aa (gene kif26aa). The record is from RefSeq and is a predicted model, not a curated record. Gene Ontology annotation, biological process: microtubule-based movement. Gene Ontology annotation, molecular function: microtubule motor activity; ATP binding; microtubule binding. The coding region runs from base 300 to 6302 and encodes 2000 amino acids. The transcript has 16 exons. Lineage: Eukaryota; Metazoa; Chordata; Actinopteri; Salmoniformes; Salmonidae.